ACUUGGGUUAUUGGUAGGUGGAAAACAAGAAAUCUGCUUCAAAACAAACAAUUUCACCGAGGCGCGUUAUUGUGUGCCGCUUUUUUCGCGGCUUAAUUUAAUCAAGUAUUUAACGGAUAAUCGAAAUUCUUAAGUGUCGAAUUAAUUGUCGCACAGGUGAUCGAAUCAGUACCUUAAUCAGCAAUGGGAUCCUCCAGCUCUGAUAGUGAACUAGAGCGCAAACAUCGGAAACACAAGAAAAAGGAGAAACGGUCCAAAAAGUCGAAAAAGGAGAAAAAACACAAAAAAGAAAAGAAGCACAAACGCCAUCGCCGAACGCGCUCAUCGUCAUCUAGCACGGGAAGUGAAAGCGACGAAUGGGUUGAAGCUUUACCCGCUAAGGAUGCAAAGCAAUCACCGCAACAGCCCCCCGAAGCAAAGCUUGAGCGUGAAGAUUGGAUGAACAGUAUGCUAAUUCCAACUUACACAAGGGAACCCAAAAAAGAGGAAAAGAAAAAUCCGACCAGCGAACAGUACGAUCCCAAAACUAGCGUCCGUGAGCUUAAUCCACACUGGCGAAACGGUGGCACAGGAUUGCCCAGCUUUCGUAGACCGGCGAAUGACGACGAGGACGACGAUGAUGCGUCUCGGUAUCAUCGGACGGCUGACCCGGCGCAACCAAAUCGAACGAGCAGUGCUGGAUGGAAAAAAUCAGCUAAAGAAAAGCCCCAAACAUCGGAACUAGCGCGUGAGUUGAAGGAUGAAAAACCGACGGAAAGUGUUUCUAAAGCCGAUCAUGUUGAUGAAGAAUUUCUAACCGACGAACAGUUAAAUGAGCUGGGAGCUAAAAUAAUUAAAGCAGAACUGUUGGGCAAUACCGCACAGGCAGAAACUUUGAAGCUUAAGUUAGAGAAAGCCAAAGCGUAUCGAAGCGAGAUGCAGGCCAACAAAAAGCAGCAAUCGACCCGAGAUACGGCUCACAAACGAAGGAAAAGCACUGAAGACACCGUUACGUACGUUACGGGCAAACAGUUCAGCGACACCGAACGAGCCAAUGCUAGAAAGCAAAAGCGCUAUCAGCAAAAUCUACCACCCGGAUCCGAUCUGUCCGAUAAGUUUCGCUCGGAGCGUCUCGAGAACGACAACAUGGAUGCCCAGUUCUUCAAAGUUUCCUCCAAGCUGGGUGAUGGGAAGCGAUUGGAGAACAUAUUUGACCACCAGAAGGCUUCCGCCACCGCGACCGGUAAUGUGGAUUCGAUCGAGGAACGUACGGUUCGUGAUAUGAACCGAAUGUCCAAGGCGCAGGCCGACUGUGAACGUUGCCUAAAUUCAUCCAAGUUUGGCCACGAGCAGCUCAUUUCGAUGGGCAAAAAUGUGUAUCUGGCCAUACCGACGUGGCGUGCCUUGCAACCGAAACACUGUUUUAUUGUGCCGGUAGGACACUACCCUUGCCUAACGCAGGUGGACGAAGAUGUGCACCAAGAAAUAGUGGACGUGUGUAAAGCGUUGGUUUGCAUGUUCCGCAAGCAUGGAAUGGAGGUGAUAUUUUUCGAAACCGUACGGUAUCUGAACCGUAAUCCUCACACGUACAUCCAGUGUGUGCCGGCGACGGAUUACGAGAUGGCUCCGUUUUACUUUAAAAAAGCGAUCCUAGAGUCGGAAACGGAGUGGGCCAUGAACAAAAAGCUACACAACGUGGACGGGUUUAACGUGCGGCGUACGAUUCCGAAGGGAUUGCCCUACUUCUGGGUUAACUUUAAUAUGGAAAAUGGGUUUGCGCACGUUAUCGAGGAUCAGGAAAUGUUCCCGGUCACCUUUGCAACAGAAACAAUUGCCGGCAUUCUUGGGCUGGACACGAGAGAUUGGCGCAAACCACGCAAGGAAAUGAAUCCGGCACAAAAAGUCGACGAGUUUAAGCAGUGGUGGCGAGAAUAUGACGCAGUUCUACAGCAAAAAUAACUAUAAGCUUAGAAAGUGUCAAAAUAACGCAUUAUCGAUGAAAUAAAACUUAUUUUAACUUA
This is a messenger RNA of Anopheles stephensi (Asian malaria mosquito), 2000 nucleotides long. RefSeq names its product CWF19-like protein 2 homolog. The coding region runs from base 184 to 1938 and encodes 584 amino acids. The record is from RefSeq and is a predicted model, not a curated record. Gene Ontology annotation, cellular component: post-mRNA release spliceosomal complex. The transcript has 3 exons. NCBI's taxonomy places the organism in Eukaryota, Metazoa, Arthropoda, Insecta, Diptera, Culicidae. Gene Ontology annotation, biological process: mRNA splicing, via spliceosome.